Hyla sarda is the source of this 3220-nucleotide messenger RNA. It is a transcript of the gene COMP, whose product is annotated as cartilage oligomeric matrix protein. Gene Ontology annotation, biological process: cell adhesion. Gene Ontology annotation, molecular function: calcium ion binding. Bases 355 to 2601 code for a protein of 748 amino acids. Gene Ontology annotation, cellular component: extracellular region. The record is from RefSeq and is a predicted model, not a curated record. The transcript is spliced from 21 exons. NCBI's taxonomy places the organism in Eukaryota, Metazoa, Chordata, Amphibia, Anura, Hylidae.
UGAUGCUCUUAAUUCGGCCCUGGACAUAGCACUGAUCAGUAUUAUCGGCGAUCUUCUGCUGGAAGGCAGAUCAGAGCAGAAGACCCUGGGUGAGUGGCGGCGGCAGGGGUGUGUGAUUUUCAAACAGAUCAUCAUCUUCCUGUUCCCCAAUGUGAAUCCAGACUAAUAUAGCUGUAUUUAUGGCCAGUAUUCCAUCUGCAAGUGAUUGGAAUUUGAAGACUGAAGAAGGAAAAUCCACAUCACAACAGAAAAUAUGAUCUACAUCACAUCACAACAGAGUUCUAUGUCAUAGCAAUUUAGAGAAAAAGUCAAUAUUAGACAUGAUCAUAUGCAAAUAUAUUUCAUGUAUUGUUCAUGCACUGGGAUGGAUCCUGCCAGUUGCUAUCUGGAAGAGGUGGGGACGUUGCACCACAAGUGCUUGCAGAAAUUAAAGAAACCAAUGUUGUCUUGAAGGAGGUUCGAGAUCUACUGAAACAACAGGUUAAAGAGAUAACAUUUUUGAAAAACACAGUUAUGGAAUGUGAUGCUUGUGGUAUACACCCAGUUCCCAGAACUGGUCAACCUAUUACUGUGGCUUUUCCAAAAGGAUGCAUCCCUAAUCCCUGUUUCUCAGGAGUUACCUGCACAGAAACUUCCACUGGAUUUAGCUGUGGCCCAUGUCCACCUGGGUAUAUGGGAAAUGGAACUCACUGUACUGAUAUUAAUGAGUGCACUGCAAAUCCAUGCUUUCCACGUGUCCGUUGUGUCAACACCUCUCCUGGCUUUCACUGUGAACCUUGUCCUCUUGGUUAUAUAGGAAAACGAGUGGAAGGAAUUGGUUUGGAGUUUGCUAGAGCCAAUAAGCAGAUGUGUCAAGAUUUAGAUGAAUGUGCAAACAAUCCAUGCCCUGCUAACACCGUCUGCACCAAUACCAAGGGCUCAUAUAAAUGUUCUGCCUGUAAGUCUGGAUCAGGAGGCGGAAACCAAAAUUCUGCUUGUAAGACUGAAAGAAGGUGUCCAAAUGGAGAGAUUAGCAAAUGCCAUGAAAAUGCAGAUUGCAUCAUGGAAAGAGAUGGAUCCAUAGCAUGUGUGUGUAAAGUAGGAUGGGCUGGUAAUGGACUGAUCUGUGCAAAGGAUACAGACAUUGAUGGAUUCCCCGACGAAAAGCUGCGAUGCUCUGAUCUCAGAUGCAAAAAGGACAAUUGUGUGACCGUACCUAAUUCUGGUCAGGAAGAUGCUGACAAAGAUGGAAUUGGGGAUGCCUGUGAUGAUGAUGCUGAUGGUGAUGGUAUUCCGAAUGCACAGGAUAACUGCGUCUAUGUUCCCAAUGUGGAUCAAAGGAAUGCAGAUCAGGACAACUUUGGUGAUGCCUGUGAUAACUGCCGCAAUAUUAAGAAUGAUGAUCAGAAAGACACUGACCGGGAUGGGAAGGGAGACAUCUGCGAUGAUGAUAUGGACGGAGACAAGAUCAAAAAUGCUGUGGAUAACUGUAAAACAGUGCCUAACACUGAUCAGAAAGACACAGAUGGUGACGGCGUAGGUGAUGUUUGUGACAGCUGUCCCACAAUUCGGAAUCCAGAUCAGGCAGAUGCAGAUCAUGACUUAGUUGGAGAUCAGUGUGAUACCAACCAGGACCGAGACGGAGAUGGCCAUCAGGACACCCGUGAUAACUGUCCAUCAGACAUUAAUAGCUCCCAACUGGAUACGGACAAGGAUGGCAUGGGAGAUGAGUGUGAUGAUGAUGAUGAUAAUGAUGGAAUUCCUGAUAUUGCACCACCUGGACCAGAUAACUGCAGACUUGUGCCUAAUCCAGACCAGGCAGAUUCUGAUGGAAAUGGUAUUGGGAAUGCAUGCGAAGGAGAUUUUGACAGAGAUAUGGUGAUUGACAAAAUUGAUGUCUGUCCAGACAAUGCCGAAAUCACUCUAACAGACUUCAGAGCUUACCAGACUGUUGUACUUGACCCAGAGGGAGAUGCCCAAAUCGAUCCAAACUGGAUUGUUUUGAAUGAGGGUAUGGAGAUUGUCCAGACAAUGAAUAGUGAUCCAGGACUAGCAGUUGGUUACACAGCAUUUAAUGGAGUGGACUUUGAAGGGACAUUUCACGUUAACACUGAAACAGAUGACGAUUACGCUGGAUUUAUAUUUGGAUAUCAGGACAGCUCUAGUUUCUAUGCUGUAAUGUGGAAACAGAUGGAACAAACAUAUUGGCAGGCAAACCCCUUCAGAGCAGUGGCCGAACCUGGCAUUCAGCUAAAGGCUGUAAAAUCAACAACUGGACCUGGGGAACAGCUCAGGAACUCAUUAUGGCACACAGGUGACUCGGCUAACCAGGUCAAACUGUUAUGGAAGGACCCAAGAAAUGUAGGAUGGAAAGAUAAAACAUCAUACCGUUGGUUUUUGCAACACAGGCCAACAGUAGGAUAUAUCAGGGUAAAGUUUUUUGAAGGUCCAGAAUUGGUAGCAGAUUCUGGAGUUAUAUUGGAUACCACUAUGAGGGGCGGACGUCUUGGAGUCUUUUGUUUCUCCCAAGAAAAUAUAAUUUGGUCUAACCUAAGAUUCCGUUGUAAUGAAACCAUACCAAAUGACUAUGAAACAUUUAGAGAUCACAGGAGUGAAGAAUAAAGCUGGAAAUCACUUUCAAAUGUUAUGGGGUCUAAAUGCAUAAAUACACAGUGCAGGUUCCUCUAACGCAUAUGUUCACGUCCGAAAUAAUAUAUUGCCAACACUUUAAACCAAUACACAUAUAUGUGACUAGAGCAGUGUUCCCCAGCCACUGGGUUGGGAGCUAGGUAUAGCUUUAAGGGGCACUCUGCAUGUGGCUCUCUCUACAAUUAUACCUUAAUGACGAAAUGAAUGGCAUAGAUUUACCAAAUCUAGGCACUAGGGUCAAAACCAUAUCAGUGCCAACUCUUUUGAUUCUUCUUCAUGUCUAGCAAUUGCCUAAUUAAAACAAGCCUAACCUACUAUGAAUUAUAGAGUACAACUCUAUCUGGAAGAAGUUACAAUGACAAGCAUUAUAAUUGUAAGGAUCGGAUAGAUAAAACGCUUAAGUGGCUUGUAUAUAACAGAAAUGCAGAAGAUGAUACUACUGGAGUUAUAGAUAUAAAGCUGGGUUAACAAGUAGUAUUUUGGCCAGUAUUUCGUCCUCAUUUUUGAGUAUCUUAGCCAAAACCAGAAAUGGAACCAACAGAAAAAACUGUUGAAUUAUAUUAUUAAGGGGGAGAUUUAUCAAAACCUGUCC